AUGAAUAAUAAACAGAUCGACGUGGUAUCGGGCACGAAGGAUGUCAAGGACGACGACAGAACUCUGGACUUCAAGUCAACGUCCUCAAUCACACGUGUUGCAGAGAACGCCAGCAGCGAAAACAUACCAACCACCAUCAACGCCAGCCAAGCCCCUCACAGCUCUGACCAGGAAGAUAGCCACCACAACGCAAUGCUCAACAGAAUCCCUGACCUCUCCUCCUGGCGCCGAACACUCAUCUUCAUCGGCCUCUUUUUCGGCCUCUUCCUCGCCCUGAUGGACACCUCCAUCAUGGCAACGGCCGUGUACACCAUCUCUCUCGACUUCGACUCGCUAGCCAGCACGCUCUGGGCCAUUCUCGCGUAUCAGCUCUCCUACCUCGGUUUUGCAGUUGUCUUUGCGCGUCUCAGCGACUUCAUCGGCCGUCGAUUCGCCGUCGUACUCGCCUUUAUCAUGGGAUCGGCGGCGCCGGACUUUAUGCGUUGGCACUCAUCGUGCUCAUCGAAGUCAGUACCGUGA
Messenger RNA from Talaromyces marneffei, 519 nucleotides. RefSeq lists its product as uncharacterized. Lineage: Eukaryota; Fungi; Ascomycota; Eurotiomycetes; Eurotiales; Trichocomaceae. The record is from RefSeq and is a predicted model, not a curated record. Gene Ontology annotation, molecular function: transmembrane transporter activity. Gene Ontology annotation, biological process: transmembrane transport. The coding region runs from base 1 to 519 and encodes 172 amino acids. The transcript has 2 exons.